Nannizzia gypsea CBS 118893 is the source of this 1983-nucleotide messenger RNA. RefSeq names its product cleft lip and palate transmembrane protein 1. The transcript is spliced from 4 exons. The coding region runs from base 1 to 1983 and encodes 660 amino acids. NCBI's taxonomy places the organism in Eukaryota, Fungi, Ascomycota, Eurotiomycetes, Onygenales, Arthrodermataceae. The record is from RefSeq and is a predicted model, not a curated record. Gene Ontology annotation, cellular component: endomembrane system; membrane.
AUGCCGGAAGCACCCAGAGGCAAUGCGCGCCAGGAGGAUGAGACCUCGGCACUCCAGCCCAUGUUAAAGGGGUUUGUCAUGCUAGUGGUCUCCCAGUUUGUGUUGUCGAAGGCUAUGAACUACUGGAAUGCGCCCAGUGAUGCUGCUGGCGGUGCGGCUGUUGUUAAGAACUCGUUCCCAAAAUUCUCCGAGCGUCCCGACCAAGAUACAAUUACAAACGCGACUUAUUUCCCUGUCAAGACAGUGCCGAUGUGGGAGACAGGCAGCAAGCUAGACAUUGCGGUACAUGUUACCCCAUCUACUACAUUCCCUCUUCCAAGGGAUAGCAAGGUACUGGAUGAGAAGGAGUUUAAUACUGCGGGUGCAAAGGAGCUUCGAGAAAUUAGUACCACUCUGUUUAUUCCGAAAGCAGUGCAGAAUAAUGAGACUCUCUGGGCUCACUUUUUCGUUGCGCUUUCGGGACAUCCACAGUACUCGAAUGAGGAAGGAUAUAGCGCUGACACAGCCUAUAACUUUUCCCACCCGGUUAACCAGUACCUACCAAAAAAGAAGGCCAAAAAGCUCCGGAACCUUUUGGAUGCAGCUAAUGAGACUGAAGUCGUGGACGAAGUGCCAAAAACAGUCAAGAUUAGCUCCUUUUAUCACCCAAAUCUCACUGUAUCUUUCGUUACCGACCAAGGAGCUAUAAAUUUCCAGGCAUCUCAUCCGUCUAUUCGCCAGUUCCUUCAAUUGGAACGGAGCGGCGCCAGAGAUGGCUCUGGGCAAGUGGGCUGGUACUAUCCGACUUUCUUUUUCAAUCGUUUUUGGCAGCUUAGGAACCAUAUGACGGAACUCAACUCCACUGUCAGUGAAGUCCCACUGCGCAUUACCCUGAACACGGUGAAACAGUGGCAAUUUGCUAUAAUGUCUAGCAUUGAGGAAGAUUCCAAGCAGAAGCAACGUCAAGCAGCCUUUGGAGGCCCACUUCCUCCUACUUCAGGCGACGGAAGCGAGGUCGAGAUGAUUAAGGAAGUACUUUUAGAUACUAACAUCUACCUUCUCAUCACCACCGGUGUUGUUGGUGUGCUGCAUACAAUCUUUGAGUUCCUCGCUUUCAAGAAUGAUAUCUCUCACUGGAGAAAGAAGAAAGACGUCGUUGGAACCUCUGUCCGCACCAUUAUUGCAAAUGUCUUCAUGCAGCUGAUCAUCUUCUUGUACCUACUUGACAACAAUGAGCACACAUCUUGGAUGAUUCUCGGCGGCCAAGGCUUUGGUAUUGUUGUUGAAGCUUGGAAAAUCACAAAGACAGCUAAUGUCCGCAUUCGCCCGCCGCCGGCAGACUCAUAUCUCUCGUUCCUCCCGUACAUCAUUGUCCUUGAAGACAAACACAAGCUUAGCGAGACUGAGAAGAAAACCCAAGAGUACGAUGAAAUUGCGUUCAAAUGGUUGUAUAUCGCUGCCGUUCCGCUAUUGAUCGGAUAUGCCAUAUACAGCCUGUUAUAUGAGACCCACAAGUCGUGGUACUCUUAUAUUAUCGAGACACUUGUUGGCAGUGUCUAUGCAUAUGGGUUCCUCAUGAUGGUUCCAAGCUUGUAUAUCAACUAUCGUCUCAAGGCAAGUGAAUCCGUUGCACAUAUGCCUGGAAAAGCACUCACUUACAAGUUCCUCAACACGUUCAUCGAUGACUUGUUUGCAUUCACCAUCAAGAUGCCAACACUGCAUCGACUUGCAACCCUCCGAGAUGACGUUAUCUUCUUCAUCUGGCUCUAUCAAAGCUGGAAGUACAAGGUUGACUACACUCGAGUCAACGAAUUCGGCCAAGGAGGAGACGACGAUGAAGAAGAGGAGAAAAAGGAGAAAACCACUCAGAAAAGCGAGGAGAAUACCUCCGGUGGCGAUUCGAAGGCCGUAGAACCAUCCACUCCCGCGGUCAAAGCGGGUGAGGAUGAGGCUUCUUCAUCCGCAAAGGCAUCAUCAAAGGGUUCCAUGCGGAAAAGGAAGUAG